UAGCCAACUGUGUGGCGUUGGUCGGCCAACAAAUCUCUCCUUUCCUUUUCAGCCCCCAACGCAUUAAUGCAUCCAUGGAUGCGUUUCAAGAUCGGCCUAAAAAUCGCCAUGAACAAUUAACGAAUUGGAAUCGGGGAACUUGUGGCGCUUCCCUCUGACCUGCCCCCGAACUUAUUUUAAACGAAGGCUACACAGGAUCAUUGGCAGCGCCACAGCGUAGAUUGGCUAUCUGUUCUUCGAUGCGGGCUUAGACUUGGAGGCUGACUUCAUCUUUAAUUCUUUAGUCGACAUCGACAUCGACAUCGACCCCCCGCUGCGUGUGUGUUUAAUUUGCAAACUUGUCUUUUGUUUUGAGCAGUCUCAGAGGACCACGCGACUCUUACCACCCUCCUCCAAAUAUUGCUAUGCGAUUGCUGCACGAUGUCGCGUCGUGACGUCUGGAGUCCGCAGGGAUAUCACAGGCUCGACGAUGUGACAGAGCAGCACGCACUGCAACUACCCGCGCCCUCGAUAACGUCUUCGAAACCAUCGCUCUACGGAUCGAGUAUCUACACCAACGAUGAAGACACCAUGUACAUCCCUCUACGGGACAUUACAGCGCACGGUGACCAUGGAACUGAUAUGCUCGACUCCGGAUUGAAGCCGUCGUCGUCAACACCACAACCACCGAGCAGACAUGGACGAUUCAUGCGAUGGUGGAACCGGCAGUUUCUGGGCUGGCGGGCGGGCGCGAUGUCCUGUGCGGUAGGCAGUUCCGUUGUCUUUGUGGUCAAUCUUGUGGUGACGAUAUGGGCGACGGCGAAGUACGAUGUUGUGGAGGGCCGGUCUACGUUGUUCAAUGGGAGCUGCGACAAGAUGCGGCCGCUGAACACCUUUCUCCAUCUCCUCAUCAACAUUCUAAGCACUGUGCUCCUGAGCUCAAGUAACUACUGUAUGCAGUGUCUAUCUGCUCCAACGCGAGCUGAAAUAGACAGUGCGCAUGCAAAGGGAGUUUGGCUGGAUAUUGGAGUGCCAAGUUUUCGGAAUCUGCGACAUAUAAGCCCCCUUCGAACCAUUCUUUGGGUGGCUCUCGGCUUCUCAUCGUUACCAUUACAUCUAUUUUACAACUCUGCCGUGUACAGCUCCAUCGCCGCCAAUGAGUAUUCGAUAUACACAGUUUCGGAAGCAUUUUUGAACCCACCUGCAGACAAUCAAACCUGGGUGCUCGACCACGUAAAUCUCUAUGAAGCCGAUCUUUUGAACCUCCAUCGCAUGAUCAAGGAGGGUUCGCCGAAUGUUGAAGCAUUGAGUAGGGACGACUGUAUCAGAGCCUACGCCCAGGACUUUGUCACUAACCGCGCAUCCCUUAUCAUGCCCGCAACCGAUUAUAACUCCUCAACUGAGAUCGAAGUAAUCUGUCAUUCCUCCUCCGCAGUUGUUGGCGAGUACCAAGUAGAUCCCUACGGAUGGAUUUGCAACCAACAGAAUGUGCGGUAUUCCACCUGCUCCUCGUAUCCAGUGUAUGAUGAUCCUUGCCGAGACCGCAUUUCCGGGAUUUACACAAACUCCUCAGGCUGGCGGCCAUUCUACUACGAUAUCAACGAGUGCUACUCGGAAAAAACCAACGAGUACUGCAAAAUCCAAUUUUCCCUCAUACUUGCCAUUGUGGUCAUUAUCCUCAACGCUCUAAAAGCAUCAAUAAUGUUUUAUCUGGCUUACGGCGUCAAGGAGAAUCCGCUGAUGACCAUGGGAGACGGUGUUGCUUCGUUUCUAUCGUCAGAGGAUAUGUUCAGCAGAGACAUGUGUCUCACCUCCAAGACCGACAUCACCAACUCGAAAUACAUCUGGCAUACCGGUCCCCGGCGAUUCCAGCUGCUACACCGGCGCUGGUACACCGCAGCAUCCGUCAAACGCUGGAUCGCAUGCAUGUCGAUGUUUUCCUUUGCCUUUGCCCUCGUAACAUUCCUGUUCGAUUUCGGCCGCCGCGCCAUCACGGGCCCCAGCGACAUAGGCAGUCUCGCCAAACUCGGCCUCGGCGAAAUCAACCCGAUGACGAUGAUCAGCUGGGAGAUCCCCUCGUCGGGCGCCAGCGGUCUGCUCGCAAACGUGCUCGUCGCCAAUGCCGCCCAGCCCAUCCUCUCAUUCAUGUACUUCACCUACAACGGCCUGUUCACGUCCAUGUUCCUGAGCCAGGAGUGGAACUCGUACGCCCGCGUGCGCAAGAGUCUCCGUGUGUCGACCGUGCCCAGGGGCGCGCAGCGCGAUACGUAUUUUCUGCAACUGCCGUAUCGGAUUGCGCUGCCGUUGAUGGGAGCGUCGGGAUUCUUGCACUGGCUGGUUUCGCAGAGCAUUUUUCUGGUCAAUGUCGAGACGUAUUCGUAUGCCUCACAGCAGGUGUCAGGUGGGAAUACAACGAGUUCGCAGGACGCCUCGUCCGCGCAGCAGCUUCCCGUUGACAACUUUAUGAGCUGUGGAUACUCGCCCCUUGCUAUCGUGCUUGUUAUCUGUGCUACGGGCCUCUUGAUUGUUGGGAUACUGGCGGUCGGGGCGAAGAAGUUCAGAGUGGCGAUGCCGGUUGCUGCAAGCUGUAGUAUAGCUAUCGCGGCGGCGUGCCACCCAGAGAAGAACACAGACAGAAGGGAAGACUGGACGGGAGAGGUCAUGUGGGGCGUCAUGGGGAAGGGGCACCUGGGUUUCUCGAGUCGGGAAGUUGGAGUCCCUGUGGAAGGUGACAUGUAUGAAUAAUACCUUUUGUGUAGUACCAGCCAUGUUCGUCAAAUACCUUUGUAAGCCUAGGUUUGGGUUAUCUCAAUUAUCGCUUCGGUCUUGCGGAAAACUGUAAAGGUGUCUGCGGCACUUUUAAAUGCAUGGCGUUGGUGGAAGUAUUUGGUAAUAUCAUA
Messenger RNA from Pseudovirgaria hyperparasitica, 2879 nucleotides. RefSeq lists its product as uncharacterized. The coding region runs from base 421 to 2724 and encodes 767 amino acids. The record is from RefSeq and is a predicted model, not a curated record. NCBI's taxonomy places the organism in Eukaryota, Fungi, Ascomycota, Dothideomycetes, Acrospermales, Acrospermaceae. The transcript has 2 exons.